AUGGCGUUUGUCCCGGGACUGUACACUAUAUCAGAACGACCCGACCAUAAAUAUGGACCCAGCAGACACCAUGACGAGCUGGACGAACUGGUCUUGGACCUUUGGAGCUUGCGGGAGUGUUGGAGGACAGCCAGCAGUGAACAGUCCAAGCAGACAGCCAUAGCUGGUGCACUUUUUGCUGUGUCCUCCAAGCCCUGGCUGGGGGACUCUGUUCCUGAGUGGACCAAGGACUUUUUGACUGCUCCCCAUCCUCAGCAUGAUUCCCGCUCCAAACCCAUUCCUCGGCACCUGCCUGGCUCUUGGUGGUCCUCACAGUCAUCAGACUGCACCUGGUCUGCCAGUCAUCUGCCUGCAACCCGUCCUGUCAGUCAUCAGCCUGCACCCCAGCCUGCUGGUCCCCAGCUAAUAUCCCUGCAUGCUUACCUCCUGCAUGCUAGUCUCCAGUCAGCAUCUCAGCCUGCAAACCAGGUGGUACCUCAGUCCAUUGCUGUCUUGGCAUCUUCUGGGAAACCCCCCAGGAGGAAGCAUGGCUCCCACCGAUGCUCAUCUGCACCACUGCCCAGCUGCUCAUCUGCACCGCUGCCCAGUGCCCCUGAGCCGUCAGCAGUCCGGCCUGGUUCCAAGUCGGCAGCCCAGUGGCCUCCAGUUCCUGCAAGAAUCAGCAUCACAGAGAACCUGUCAUGGACAUCACACAUCUCCAACCUGUUUCUCUUCCUUUUCCUCUCUUGCACUCAGGCUUCUCUGUGCUGGACCAUUCGCCAUCCUGGGACCUCUCUCUCCUGGCUUCCUCCAGUCACUGAUCGAGAUCUUCGUCCCCCAGGAGUUUCAGCCUCUCCCCUUCUCUCCCUUGUUUGCAUGUCAUCAUGUCUCUCUCUCCCUCUGUGUGUUUGUUUGUUUCUCCUCCCUGUGUCAAUACUGUUGUCCUCUUCUGUGUCUGUGUGGCCUGUCCUGUCCUCAGGUCUCUGUGGUGGAGAGGAGGUGGUGUGGAUCAGGUCCUACUUAGUGGGCAACACCUGAAGCUGCUCCUCCAUCCUCUUCACUUAUGUUUAACAAUCUACAUUUUGUCAUCAUAAUUGUAUAUACUAUGACUUUCUGUUGUAUUCUGUACACACAACAUCCAUUUCCUGUCUGUCCAUCCUGAGAGAGGGAACUUGCGAUUUGUGAUAUUGAGCUGUAUAAAUAAAACUGACUUGACUUGACUACAGUCCAGGAGUGACAUGUGAAGGUUACACAUGAUUCAUACCCAGGUAGUUACAGUAUAUUAACAUGGUGGAUGGUGGGCACGGUGGUUUUUCAACCUUUGAUUAUUUUUUAAAAUGGGAAUGAUGUUUUUUUUAAAACUAGUAUACAAAAUACUUAAUUAUGGAGCUACAAUGCAAAGUAGCACUGCCAGUCUGCUUCCCUACUUCUAGGACUUGCCAACUCAGUUGUCAACCUACCCCGCCUCAAUUUAAGUAUGCACAAUUUCAUUCAGCUCUACAAUGUAACUGUUCAGCCCAAACACCUGAAAUACUGUAUAUGUAAGUAGUUGGGUAG
Molecule: messenger RNA, 1536 nt
Organism: Siniperca chuatsi (mandarin fish)
Lineage: Eukaryota; Metazoa; Chordata; Actinopteri; Centrarchiformes; Sinipercidae
Exons: 4
Coding region: 1-1017 (338 amino acids)
Source: RefSeq, a predicted model, not a curated record